Molecule: messenger RNA, 904 nt
Organism: Trichoderma virens Gv29-8
Lineage: Eukaryota; Fungi; Ascomycota; Sordariomycetes; Hypocreales; Hypocreaceae
Exons: 1
Coding region: 373-741 (122 amino acids)
Source: RefSeq, a predicted model, not a curated record
CGGGAACGAGAACGCGAGCGCGAGAACCCCUUUGCUCCCAUCACGCCCGACGUAGAUGAGGAUGAGAUGGAUUUUGGACUCGGUGGCAGCAAGCAUCACCCGAUUGAGGAUUAUAGACGAACAAGCCUGCCGACCUUACCUACCACAGCCCCAGCCACGCAGCCGCUGCCGCCGUACGCCAGCUACGUUUCUGGGGUUAAUCGUGCAAGAGGUCCGCAGCGCAGUGGUUCAAUGGAGCAGCGUCUGGCUGAUAGGUUGUCAGAGAACCGCCCAGGGCGCCGGUCGAGAGGGCCAUCGCCUCCUCCAGCGCCAGCCAUGCGGCCCCAUGUACUACAUCCGAGAGAUGCUACCCUUGGCGGGCACGCUCCAGACAUGGGAAUCGGUAUGGCUCUGGGCGCGAUGGGGAGGGGCGCUAUGCCACCCCCACCAGCAGCAGCCUAUGCCCACGUGCCGGCAAUGCCCUCGCCUGGACUGAUGAGGCCGAACCCCUUUGCAGGAGACACGUACUACGAUAACGCCUACACGACCACUCCAAGAUCAGUUCAUGAACCGUAUUACUACGGAAUGGACACUGCUGAAACUGAGCUUCCCUCUCCGCGGCGCAGAUCACGACGUAGUGUGGAAGAGCGCGAGAGACCUAAGUCAUCGACUUUGGCGGGAUUGACGGGAUACGGGCGAGGUGCGCAUCGGGUAUCCGAGUGGAGGAGUUUUGUUGAACCAGGAGUUCCUGACGGAGAAUGACUUGUAAUGUGAAUAGGCAACUCACUGCCAGGUGAAUGUUCCAAGUAUGUAAGACUGAAAUUGACUGGUUACUGAAUACUUGGGAAGCUAUCAAUGUUCAGACCAUUUCAUGUAUUUAAAUAUCUGUAUGAAGAGGUAUAUCAAUUUGAUGGAGGCAGUCUAU